AGUUGUAGGGAAGGAAGGAAGGAAGGCAUUACAUUAAUUUUGUAGUUUGCAUUUUUACACAAUUUAAUGUAGUAUAUAUAAUUUAAGACAUUUGAGUGUCUAAUCUUAAUGUGACUGCUACUCCAAACCGACCGCUUAAAUUCAGUGACUAUCUGACUAGGCAUGCAGCUAUGGUAUGUGUAGUGGGGAGACAGAUGUUGGACGAUAAUAUGGUUGACCACGCCAAUCUGGCAUCUUGUUGUGUUGUGCAGUGUACAGCUAGACUGUGCCCUUGACUUCUGUGCAAAAAAAACAGAUUACCCUGUGCGAUGUUACUGUGCAUUAGGUCAUUAUUAUAGCAUACUUGGACUUUCUAAUGUAUUUUUCCAUUAAGAAUCCAUUCUGUUAUCAUGAUGCAUUAUUGGUAGCAUUUUGAAAAACUGUUGGAUUGGAUGUUUUAUGAGACUUUUUUUUCACACAGCUCUUUUAAUAUUCCUUUAAUACAUCUAGUCAGGAUACAAUUCCCCACAUCUGCACCUUGAUUAAAAAAAAUCAUCUUAUAAAACAUUAAAUCCAGCUUCUAGACUAAAAUUAAUUAAUUUGCGGAGAAUAUAUUUGCGGUUGAAAGGGGAAAUUUUAAAGUUUCACUGAGUCCUGUCUAAGUUUCUGCAUUCAAAUUAGGAGAAAAUCACUGUCUGAUGUAUUCAAGAAACUGUUUUGGAGAAAGCUGCAUAGUGUUUUGAAAGCUUCAUCUGUAAGGAUAUAUGGCAGGAGGGUGAUGAAGAAGAGUGCAGCAGGUAGUUCUAGCUUGCAUGCUAGUUCGCUUUCAUGUUAAACUGCAUGUUAAACUGCAGGAGAACAGCCAUUUCCAGCACUGUUUUGCUACUGAAACACACAAUUGCACAAUGUAGUUUUUGUUUCCACAGUACUUUUUUCUUGAUAAUGGUACACAUCAAACGUUGUUUUUUUCUUAUAAACAUGACUCUUGUCUUGUAAAGUGCAUUAAAUGGUAGUGAAAACCUGGAAAUUUGAAUGUACUAAUGCAAAUCUGACAACAUAUUUAAGGAACUUUUAAUCCACAAAUCCUUAAUUUUAACAGAUGAAAAAAGGGUUUGGAGAAAGCAUUUUGCAAGUUAACUUUAUUGUAUGGCUGUAUGUUUGAUCAGAGAAAAAUGCCAAAGCAAUUAAGAAAAACUAAUACAAUAUUUUACAUGGCAGACCUCUGUUUCGAUUCUGCAAUACAUGCAUUUUUCUCGUAAAGGUCUGUACAUUUAGCUGUGUGCACUGAUGGUAGAUUUAAAGACUCAAAGAGCUUGUUUUGAAAUAGACAAAGGAAACAGACUAGAAUUCUUACUCCUUUGAUAAUGUCAUUGGCAAUGCACAACCUCCUAGAGCAAUAUAUUUAAGCAUAUUUUAGAGGUAAAAAGAAAUUUAAUAUAUGUGCAACUGCCCUAGCAAAUAACCCAUAUUUUAGCUCGUGCUGAUCAAGGAGGAUAAAGGCAUUUUGAGAGGAAGGGUUUCCUCUCACUUUUGACAGAAGUGAAAAUUGGGCAUAAGUACACAAAGACAUUGCUGCAUUAUCAUUUUCAUCUAUUUCACAGUAGUAAAAGUUAAACUUAUUGUAACUUGUUAUACAGCAAUAAAAUCUGGGAAAAUAGUAGUGGGAAGCUAAGGUGCAAAACAUUAAAUCUGACUGAGCUUUUCCAUUGCAGAAAUACAUAAAUCGCCCUCAUCCAAUCCAGAUAUAAAAAAGGUGUGAUAAAGUAUUUGCCACUAAUUUUCCUAGUUUACAAUGGGUAACAAAUGAAAUAAAAAAUCUAUAAGUGGUUUCCAAACAUACACACUGUUCUUCUGUCACUUUUACUUUGAAAUAUGUUCAAGUAUAUGUUAGGAAGGAACAGUACAAUAUAAUGCCUGACUGUGGAGGAAGGCUUGUAAUGACCUUGAAGGCUCAUCAGUAUGUAGUCUUUUCACUUGUAAUUACAGGGGGCUUUCAAGACAGUGAAGGGGAAUAUAUUUUUUCUGCAUGGGCACCUACAUUGACACAUUCUCCCAUGCGAUUCUGUUUGAUGUGAAAAUGGCAGACUGCAUAAAUGUGUGUAUUAGUGUGAAAUUAAUUUCUCAUAUUUUCUGUUUAUGGACAAGCAUGAAUGUGCAUUCACGUAGAUUAAUGUAAUAAGUGCCCCUGCAAAUGAUCCUAGCAUGUAGAACUAGUAUUUAGUAGUUAGCUAGCUUCCUGUGUUCUUCAUUCAACAAGCAGUGAUUUACUUUGUUACGGUGUGACCUCAUCAUCUAGGCUCUACGAUACCCCACCUCCACCUCACAGCAAGAGCAGCCAGCUCACAUACACAUACAGAGAACAUACUCAUGGUCACACUGAGACACACAGAACAGAAUCGAAGGGGUCUACGCAGAGCUGGAGAGAAAGAGAGGGAGAGAAAGAGCGAGAGAGAAAGCGAAACAGACGAGGCGAAGGGGAGGGAGUGUGGAUCAUGCAUGUGCAUUAACUCAGCACAGCAGCAGCAGCAGCAGCAGCAGCAGCAACAGCAGCAACAAACAGAAACAGCAGCAGCACAGGAGGAAAAAAGAGAAAGAAAGACAGAGAGGGGGAACUGGAGGGAGGGUUGUAGUCUCAGGCACAAGAACAAUAGCUGCAGAGGACUGCUUUCCAUCUCCACUAAAAGAACAACGGAGGAGUAAUAGAAGGAGGAGGGGGUGGUCAUGAUAGUAAUGAGACAAUAACGGAAGAGAAGAGGCACACUGUAGUCAGUGAGGACUGAAACCAAGGCUCUUCUCUUCUCUGCUCUCCAUGUUUUUGGGGACUCAACGUUCCCUUGCCUUAUUCUCCAAACCCAGAGGAGGAUGUCUGUGUCAGGGAAGAAGGAAUUUGACGUGAAACAGAUCCUCAGGCUUCGCUGGCGCUGGUUCAGCCAUUCAUCCCAAGGUUCGGCUGGUGGAGGAGGCGGUGGGGUUGGUGGUGGAGGAGGUUACAUUCAGCAGGAUGGCCUGGACCACAGAGGAACGCCUGUCCAGGGACGACUGAAAAGUCACUCGCGGGAAAGAGGUGUUGGAGGUCUCCGGAAGACUAACAGCCCAGUCCACAGCAUCUUGGCACCAACGCCAGGCCCCACACCUGUCUAUGUCAGAGCAGGUCAUCAAUCAUGGCAUCAUCAGCAGAGCACCAUCCAAGGUUCCCAGGCCAGCGAAGAUUCUUCAAAGAACAGUUCUUCUCCCAGCACCACAAGGAAAGAUGACACAAACACUGGCCAAGAAGAUGUAAAGAGUUCCACAGAAGACCCUGCAGAGCUGGAGGCCAGAGAAAGGUUGGUUCUUAGCACCUUCUCCAGAAUGAAUACCAAUUCCUCAGAUGAGUUUUUCCAAGCCACAAACCAUGCGGAACAGACAUUCCGGAAAAUGGAGACCUACCUCCAGCACAAGCAACUGUGUGAUGUCCUCUUGAUAGCAGGGGACCACAAGAUACCGGCUCACAGACUGGUCUUAAGUGCUGUGUCGGACUACUUCGCUGCUAUGUUCACCAGUGACGUGAGAGAGGCGAAGCAGGAGGAGAUAAAGAUGGAGGGAGUGGAUCCAGAAGCCCUCAGAUCCCUGGUUCAUUUUGCCUACACUGGUGUCCUUGAGCUGAAAGAGGAGACCAUUGAGAGUUUACUGGCAGCAGCUUGUCUCCUCCAGCUUUCACAAGUCAUCCAGGUUUGCUGUAACUUUCUGAUGAAACAGCUUCAUCCCUCCAAUUGCCUGGGAAUCCGUUCCUUUGCAGAUGCCCAGGGCUGUGUGGACCUGCUUAAUGUGGCUCAUAACUACACCAUGGAACACUUCCUCGAGGUCAUUCAGAACCAGGAGUUCUUGCUGCUCCCCACAGCUGAAAUUGUUAAGCUGCUCUCCAGCGAUGACAUCAACGUUCCUGAUGAAGAGACGAUCUUCCAAGCUUUGAUGAUGUGGGUGAGGUAUGAUGUCCAGAAUCGACAACAGGACCUCGGGGUGCUUCUUGCUUACAUCCGCCUACCCCUACUUCCUCCACAGCUCCUUGCAGAUCUGGAAAACAACAAGAUGUUCUCUGACGAUCUGGAAUGUCAAAAGCUGCUAAUGGAAGCAAUGAAGUACCACCUUCUACCUGAAAGACGCCCAAUGUUUCAGAGCCCAAGAACAAAACCUAGGAAAUCCACUGUUGGUGCACUUUAUGCUGUCGGAGGAAUGGAUGCUACCAAGGGCUCUACCACCAUAGAGAAGUAUGACCUGCGAACAAACACUUGGGUCCAGGUUGGAGUCAUGAAUGGGCGCCGGCUGCAGUUUGGUGUGGCAGUGAUAGAUAACAAGCUGUACGUGGUUGGAGGUAGAGAUGGACUGAAGACAUCCAACAUGGUGGAGUGCUAUAAUCCUGUAACCAAAGUUUGGUCCACCAUGCCCCCAAUGUCAACACACAGACAUGGGCUUGGUAUUGCUGUGCUGGAGGGCCCCAUGUAUGCUGUAGGAGGCCAUGACGGCUGGAGCUAUCUCAACACGGUGGAGCGCUGGGACCCACAGGCCAGACAGUGGAACUACGUGGCCAGCAUGUCGACACCACGGAGCACCAUGGGAGUCACAGCACUUAAUGGAAAAUUAUUUGCAGUUGGUGGUCGAGAUGGAAGCUCUUGUCUUAGGUCGAUGGAGUGCUUUGAUCCACACACCAACAAGUGGAGCAUGUGUGCACCGAUGACCAAGAGACGAGGAGGAGUGGGUGUAGCAACAUACAACAACUUCCUGUACGCCGUGGGCGGACACGAUGCCCCUGCUUCCAACCACUGUUCUAGACUCUCCGAUUGUGUUGAGAGGUAUGACCCAAAGACGGACACCUGGACCACCGUGGCUCCCCUCAGUGUUCCCCGGGACGCGGUUGGUGUUUGCCUGCUGGGUGACAGGCUUUAUGCAGUGGGCGGAUAUGACGGCCAGUCGUAUUUGAACACUGUGGAGUCCUACGAUGCACAGAACAAUGAGUGGACUGAGGAGGUCCCUCUUAACAUUGGCAGGGCAGGCGCCUGUGUGGUGGUGGUGAAAUUGCCUUGAGCGUUUUGUCUCAAAACAGCAUGGGUAACAAAUGAGGGAGCAGCAAAGAAGAGUGGACAAACAAAACAACAGAUCAAGGACGCAUCCUUUGAGAGUCAUGCUUUUAUGUUUUCUUACUUUAACUCGCCUCUCCAGAAUUUUCAGAGGGAAACACAGACAGAGCCUUGCCCAUAAACCAGUGUUGCUAUCAUUAGUGGACAUGCCUGCCCACUGGGAAGGACUUGUUCAGAAACUGGAAUGCACUGCACAUUCUUCACAUUCUCGACCAAUCAAGAAUUUUCAUAGACUCGGCCAAGCUGCUGCGAAUCAGCGCCAGGCCUUUGUUGUACGGCUUUGUUAUACUAGUUUUAUGAAAAGUGACGUGAAUGUCUGCAAGAUUACAUUUAAAACUUACAGUCUGAACAAAUAAGCCAAACUCCAGGUUAGUUUACAUUUCUACGCAAACAUUUCAUACCAGUAUCAUCUCACACAAUAUAUUUUUGGGAUUAAAUCUUCAUUUAUAGCCACUCUAAUGAAAAUUGUUGUAACAAAUAGAAAUAACCGUACCAGUGUCUUUCCUCAUGGGUGGUCAGAAUCACUUCUGAAGCAUAGACCACUGUGAACACCGAGGGUUGAAGUAAAGCAAUGAAAUGAUUUUUUUUUUUCUGAAUAAAAUAUUUAGACAUUUUAUUGCUUUUAUUUUGCUUUUUUAAGCCUGUAGCUAAAAAACACCAAAGUCAUUUGCUUGUCUUAGAUGUCUUGUUACUAGUUACAUGUUCUAAAAGUUUACAAAUUUGUGAAUUACAGAAAAAUAUAUCAUAUUGAUAUUUCACAUUGCUGUACAGAUUUUUGUGAACUUUCUGAAAUGACAUUUGUGUUUAUAGGAUCAUGCCUAAACCAGUGCCCUCCGAUCACUACAGUCAUUGCUGUUCAUUUGGCUUCCUUCCUGGGCAUGCUAGCCGAGUGAAUGUUUCAUUUGAUUUAUAUAAUAUUAUAUAUGAAGAUCAUUACCGUCCUGUCUGUAUUUUUAAGGAUAUAAGACCUUCUGAGUUACAUAGAUCUUUUUUUUCAUCACAAACCCUUGCAGUGGAAUCAGGUGCAUCUAAACCAGCUAUGUGAAUCUAUGACAGCUUUUAUUCAACACGUUACCUGCAGCACUAGGAAACCUGAUUGCCACAGCACUUCACUAUUGCAAAUGUUUCGAAUUUUUACAUUUGUAGUUGGUAUAUCUGUUUAGAAAAACGAAACAUUACGACCUUCUUCAUAAUAAUUUGUAACUGUAAUUCGAACACGUUUUGGGGCCAAAUGCUAAUGUUUUUAUCAUAAUUUUGUACAGCAUGAGAACCCAUAAAUAAACUGACUUCAGUCUUCUCUG
This is a messenger RNA of Oreochromis niloticus (Nile tilapia), 6391 nucleotides long. It is a transcript of the gene klhl4, whose product is annotated as kelch-like family member 4. NCBI's taxonomy places the organism in Eukaryota, Metazoa, Chordata, Actinopteri, Cichliformes, Cichlidae. The transcript is spliced from 11 exons. The record is from RefSeq and is a predicted model, not a curated record. Bases 2842 to 5037 code for a protein of 731 amino acids. Gene Ontology annotation, molecular function: protein binding.